CCCCAAACAAAGCCCAUUCCGUCCCGUCCACUUCUUCACUUUCCUCCACCUUUUCAAAACCCUCCUCUUCUCCACGCCAUCGUCAAUCGGUCUCCCUUUUUACCACUUGAACAACUCUCCUUAACGCAUCGCAACUUAUCGCGCGACGAUUCUGCCAUCUCAGGGCUGCCUCUUCAGUCGUACAUAUUACCCUCGACCGAUCGAUCAUAUUGCCGCUCGCCAUCGUACCGGACGCUGGACAUUUAAGCUCGGCAAGACUCGAAACUCAAAACUAGGGAACUACCGUCGUUGACUGUAAUUGCCAAACAAAAAGCGAUUUUUUGUCAACAAUCCCUCUUCCAUCGAUUUUGAUUACGCCAAUUUAUCGUCUUUGAGUGAUUUGUUUCAUUCAUCGACUAUAAACAAAAUACCGCUGCCCACCCACCCUCAUCAACUAGCCUUACGCUCUUCAGUCAAUAUGAACGUUUUGCUAUCGCCACAACCUCCUGUCUUCCCGCAUCAGCACGAAAACCCUCGUCUUUCGCCUCAACGAUCUCUGUCUCCAUUUCACAACAUGAACCCCCGUAAGCGAAAAGCCGACGAGGAUGGUGACGAGACCAUGUCGCCCAGGUGCUCUCCUACUAUCUCUGCCCGAGCUCUUGCUCGACCCUCCAAGAAAGUCCGUGGAAAUGAAAUUAUCGGACGACCUCUUACCCUUCCUCGACUUCUCGAGACCCUGGACACUUCUCAACUAAGAACUGUCCUCGAGCGCAUCUGCGAAUCACACCCUGAUAUUGGUCACGAAGUUGUUACCCAAGCUCCUCGUCCCUCAGUCUCCUCGGCUGUGGAAGUCUUGCAAGGGUACGAGCAGAAAAUGAAGGAUGCCAUUCCCUAUGGCGAGUCCAGCCCCGAGUACACUUAUUACCGGGUCAAGGAACCACUGGUUGCUUUCAUUGACGCUCUAUCCGAUUUCACCCCUCAAUUUCUUCCACCCAACGAGACCCAGCCCACCAAGUCUCUCGAAUUCUUGAACGAGGCAACCGAUUUUAUCCACAGACUGCCCAACUGGGAACCUCAGGCAUAUCGACAUCACAAGGAGACUGCAUAUGAAGAGAUAUCCAAGGCUUGGGCGCUAGUUAUCAAUGAGGCAGGCAAGAAAGCUGGGGGUCUCAACUUGCAUUCCGGUGGAUGGGACCAGAUCCUGUCUCGACACCAUGAACAAUCCGGGGGCCGUCUCUCCACUGCUAUCCACGCCAUGUCCAUGAGCGUUGGAUGGAUGGGCUCCGACGCGAAUACUGUGUCUGGUGGUCCUUCGGAUUCCAUACUGAACCAAUUGAUGUCUGGUUCAUAUGGAGCUCCGGUAAGAGUUGGACCCUGGUAAGGCACGGGUUAUUCACCAAAGCCUUUCCAAGAUUAUGAUUGCAUACUGCGGCGCAUCGGACGAGUCAACUUCGCACAUAUAACGACCGUAUCAUAACGACGACUUUCAUUUGGUAGCAUAGGUGGCAUAGACUUGAGGCGCCCUUUUUUUUUUUCUUGUGUCGCAGGGUGGUUGGCGUUUUGCAUGUCAUUUGAUAUCCCUUUCCUUCAUUUACGAACCAGUAGGGAUUAGUAUUAUAUGGGUUGAUAGCCUUUGAGUGGUAUUCUCAACCUGACGGAUAGGACAUACUCUGUUUUUCCGUGGCUAGAUUUCUGAUAUAUCUUCUUUGUC
Molecule: messenger RNA, 1690 nt
Organism: Fusarium graminearum PH-1
Lineage: Eukaryota; Fungi; Ascomycota; Sordariomycetes; Hypocreales; Nectriaceae
Exons: 2
Coding region: 458-1360 (300 amino acids)
Biological process (GO): nuclear protein quality control by the ubiquitin-proteasome system; proteasome localization
Cellular component (GO): nucleus
Source: RefSeq, a predicted model, not a curated record